Molecule: messenger RNA, 2100 nt
Organism: Lineus longissimus
Lineage: Eukaryota; Metazoa; Nemertea; Pilidiophora; Heteronemertea; Lineidae
Product: general transcription factor IIH subunit 2-like
Exons: 12
Coding region: 481-1701 (406 amino acids)
Biological process (GO): DNA-templated transcription; regulation of transcription by RNA polymerase II; nucleotide-excision repair
Cellular component (GO): transcription factor TFIIH holo complex; transcription factor TFIIH core complex
Molecular function (GO): zinc ion binding
Source: RefSeq, a predicted model, not a curated record
AUUGUUCUCGUGGUUUACGGAAAAGUAGGCCUAAAAUGUUAUAGUGUCUAAAAACAAUAUUCAGUUAAUGGAAUUACACUUUUUUCCAUUACUGCUUGCUUGAUAUUGCCCUAACAACUUUUUCAUGAAUCAAUUUUGAGCAUUAUGUUUACAACGUAGUUAUUAUAGCACGAAAUAUGAGUCUAAAAUGCCAAAUACUUGCAACUAUUAUGUUAAUCACUGAAAUCUUAGUGUAUUAAUUGCUCGCUAUAAGCUAGGUUAUUGCGCCCCUAAACCAACGUACUGACAACGCUACCUCCCCGGAAUUCAAACUUUAACCGGGCAUGACUUUGGACAUCCAGUGACGCAGCAAAAAGAAGUGACGGAACAGCCAGAAGUAGCAACAACUCGCAAAAGGGGAUCCUUGUCUGACUGAUGAUUGGACCACUCAGUUGGUCACCAUCAAAUUAGACCUACAAAUAUCUUGUUUGGACAGUAAAGAUGGAGGACACGGAGCCUGAAAAAGGCUACACAUGGGAAACGGAAUACGAAAAAACCUGGGAAGCCCUAAAAGAAGAUGAUGAUGGAUCACUACAGGCUAGCGUGGAUGAAAUUAUUCAGAGAGCGAAGCGGAAAAGACUGGAGGAGAGAAAGGGGAAUGUCCGCUUGGGAAUGAUGAGACACUUUUUCUUGGUGGUUGACAUGUCGAAUGCCAUGAUGGACCAGGAUUUAAAGCCAACAAGAUUCAUAUGUUCCUUAAAGCUCUUGGAACAUUUUGUGGAAGAAUUCUUCGACCAGAAUCCUAUCAGUCAGCUUGGUAUUAUUGUAUCACGGAAUAAACGUGCAGAAAAGGUGACAGAACUAGGAGGUAAUCCAAAAAGACAUGUCCAAGCACUGGAGACUCUGAAUGAUAAGACAUGCCAGGGAGAGCCAUCACUGCAGAAUGCUCUAGAGUUAGCUUUGCAGACUCUCAGACACAUGCCUGGUCAUGCCAGCAGAGAAGUCUUGGUGGUUCUUGGAAGUUUGACAACUUGUGACCCUGGCGACAUUGCUGUGACGGCUAAAACACUUAAGGAACAAAAUAUACGGUGCUCUAUUGUUGGAUUGUCGGCGGAGGUGAGAGUGUGUAAGAAGCUCACACAAGUCACACAUGGGAAAUAUGACAUUAUCCUUGAUGAGCAUCAUUUCAAAGAUCUUCUCUGUCAGCAUGUGGUCCCACCACCAAGUGCGGCGAAUAUGGAAUCAUCCCUAAUCCGAAUGGGUUUCCCUCACCAUAAGUUGAAUGCUGCAUCGGACCAGGAGGAAAAAUCAUCCAUGUGCAUGUGUCACCUGGACAGUAAAAACAGCGAGGGUUUCAGCACGAGUGGAUACUUUUGUCCUCAGUGCAAGAGUAAAUAUUGUGAGCUGCCAGUUGAAUGCAAGGCUUGUGGAUUAACCCUCGUCUCAGCACCCCAUCUGGCGCGGUCGUACCACCAUCUCUUCCCACUGCCUGUGUUCAAGGAAAUCUCACCACAAGUUCUUCAUCAGAUGCCACUCAAUCAACACUGCUUUGCCUGUCAGGUGCUCUUCACUGAAACCAUCGUUUACCUCUGCGAGAAGUGUGAGUGUCUCUUCUGCUCCGACUGUGAUAUGUUUAUUCACGAUACGCUACAUUCCUGCCCUGGAUGUGCUAGUUCAAGAUCCACACAGCAGAGUGCACCUUCUGUAGACAUGAUCACAUGACAUUUUGUACAAAACGGACCUAGUUUUGCCUGUAAACAGUCUGUGCAAACUGAUUGUAGGCUUUGCUAUGGUGAAAGCCAAGGUACUGCACACACUGACCAACAGCAGAGACUGACAGGACGGACAUUUGAUUUACUGCAGUAACCCCUGGAAGCGCGGUGGCACAGCGUCGGAGCAUACGAAUCCAACGUGUUAUAGAAAGGUUGUUGGUUCAACCCUCGGUAGUUUCAACAGGCCUGAAAUGGCCAAGUGGCUAAUUCCACAACGCAGACAAUAACAAACUUCAUUGUCAUCAUGAUGUCAACUGGAAGACAAGACCUGUGACAACUCAGCCCAAGUGGAAUUAAAACUAUCUAGUAGAGGAUGUCCUACAUGUAGUAGCUUGACUGUUCUUUGUAA